This is a messenger RNA of Alternaria metachromatica, 570 nucleotides long. RefSeq lists its product as uncharacterized. The record is from RefSeq and is a predicted model, not a curated record. The coding region runs from base 1 to 570 and encodes 189 amino acids. The transcript has 2 exons. NCBI's taxonomy places the organism in Eukaryota, Fungi, Ascomycota, Dothideomycetes, Pleosporales, Pleosporaceae.
AUGGCGAAAGAGCCUCUGGUAGCAUUCCAGUUCAAAUAUCGCUCUAUCGCCGCACUGAAAACUCUCGGCAUGAUAUCCCGGUCACCAAGUCCAUCUUCAGCUCCAAAACUAGAGUUGGUCAAGAAGGAAGCGUUACCUGAGCCCACACCGGAUAUUAUCCCGAACGUCAUAUCACCUGCUACUACUCCACAACCACAAGCCGCCAGCAGCACACCCACUCCGUCCCAACAGGAUUCAGGUCAACCCAUUCUUACCGAACACCACGGACUCAGAGAUUCAGAAAUCAUUGCUCUCAUCAAGCACUACCGGGGCGACACCAAAGGGCUGGCGGGUCAAAGCCGGAAGCGUCUACUGCUACUGCUCAAGCAUUACGAGGUACGGACCUUCAAAUUCGGGAUCUGUAAGCCAUUAACCAUUAUGCAGGAAGAAGACGCGGAAAGCGUACAGAUCAAGCAAGAGCCCAUCUCGAAUGCAUCGCAGGCGCGGAUCAAGCGCGAGCACGCUGAUGAUGGCGCUGCGCGCGGACAGGGAAAGAAGCGCAAGCCUGAAGUCAUAGUCUUGGAUGAUUGA